CUAGUGAUAAUUACUUUUCCAUCAAUGGUCCAGUUUCAGAGUCUAUAUAUACCAAAUUGUGGCAAGAGCGUCUCACAUUCUCACAUUAUGGAAGGAACUUCUCGAGCUCUUUCUAAUACCAUAAAAUUCGUUGGUCUACUUGGUAGUCAUGCUCUUGGUAGCAAUCCAAGGUUUAUGGCUACAGCGGUUGAUCUAGGACGUGAAUUGGUAAGGCGAAAAAUCAGGCUUACCUACGGAGGAGGCAACAUUGGCCUUAAAGGAGCUGUAGCUUCAACAGUCUAUAAUAAUGGUGGUAGAGUCAGAGGUUUCAUACCAGGGUAUAUAGCAACACGAGGGGUCUAUGGACCAACAUAUGGUGCGGAGUACACCGUCUCCAGCAAUUACUAUAAGUAUUUCGAGAUGAAUCAUAUUGUGGAAGCCUUCAUUGUACUUCCUGGAGGGAUUGACACUAUCGAACGUUUGUUCACCUUAAUCUCAUGGGCAUCUGAAGGGUUGCACAGCAGACCUAUUGGUCUCUUAAACAUUGACGGUUAUUUCAAUAACCUAAUCAAGUUUCUAGAUGAUGCGGUGAGGCAGAACUUCAUGGCUUUGAAUCAGAGGAAACUGUUCAUUUCUUCUUUCUUUGUUGAUGAGCUUUUGGACAAGCUAGAGUUUGCUAAGCCUUUCCCAGGUCCUGGUGCUAGUUAUGAAGAGUUUGCAAAUCCUGGAAGAUUAGACUUAGAGUUGCAUCUGUAAUAUUUCCAAGUUGAAAUAAUAUUGUCCAUACUCUGGAUCGCGACCCAUUUAAAAAUAUUUUUCAGAGUAAUGCGGAAGUACAAUAAUAAACAAAUCAUGACACAUUUAAAAAUCUGAUGAUCAACAUUUGCUUGCCAUCCUUGCAUCUCCUCUGACUCAAUGCCCUCCGGGAGUGGUUCCAUCAUUGUCUUCUUGUUACCUACGUGUAGUCAACGAAAAAUACAAACUACACGCUCAGCGAAACCGCUGAGUGGUACCACACUAGAAUUGUAGAAUGAUUCUCAGACAUAUACAUAUACAUAUAUAUACGUCCACAAAAUGUAUAGUAACAUUCAUGAUAUGACACAUAUUAUCAUAUGGUCAAUUUGAUGAAUCAUGAUGAUAAAUAUUUAAUGAUAAUUACUUGAUGGCAUAUUUAAUCAAUAUAAUUAUUCUUG
This is a messenger RNA of Cuscuta campestris, 1172 nucleotides long. The record is from the annotation of a GenBank genome assembly. Lineage: Eukaryota; Viridiplantae; Streptophyta; Magnoliopsida; Solanales; Convolvulaceae.